Anopheles funestus (African malaria mosquito) is the source of this 1732-nucleotide messenger RNA. RefSeq lists its product as uncharacterized. The transcript is spliced from 2 exons. Bases 267 to 1037 code for a protein of 256 amino acids. Gene Ontology annotation, molecular function: zinc ion binding; mRNA binding. The record is from RefSeq and is a predicted model, not a curated record. NCBI's taxonomy places the organism in Eukaryota, Metazoa, Arthropoda, Insecta, Diptera, Culicidae. Gene Ontology annotation, biological process: negative regulation of translation; oogenesis. Gene Ontology annotation, cellular component: perinuclear region of cytoplasm.
UUAUGCGCGUAUGAAAUGUGAAUAUUCAUUUGCAUUAGUCGUUUCAUACUGAAGAUGAUUGUGCGUAGUGAUGUUGCAAAGUGUGUUUUCUGGCGACAGUCGGCUUAUUUUAAAGUGUUUCGUGACGUUGAUCAACAACGAAUUAUUGUCUUUCAUUCAUCGUUUUAUAGGUAAAAUUGCCAUUACUUCACAUAUUCUUUCUAAAAUACGCGUAUUACAGCGUACCCAAAUGUUUAAUGACCCCAUAGCGAUGCAACACACACAAAAUGGCAGAUAAGCGAUAUGAGCAAACCACGGGAGACAAUGCCAAUAAGAUAUUGGCGCUUGAAUGUGCGGUUAGGUUUCUACAAAAGUAUCCGGAAUUUGCUCAAUUCGUUCUAAAUAAGUCGAGCUAUAAAUUCGACAUUCAUGCACUCAUCACAGAAGCAAAAAGAUUGGACCUAACAGCAGCAGUUGAAGACAUUCGGAACGAGUUUGACGCGAACGGUACUAGUUCCGAACUUUCCGAUACUGACCAGUGCAAUCUGGAGCACAGGCAGCAUGUGAGUCCAGUUUUGCACAAUCAAUUGGAUGCACAAACGGACGAUAAAGAAACUGAAGUAGAUAGCACGGAUAACGAAAGCUCGGACCGCAAAGUUUUUCAGGACAUUACAAAUCAGUUAAAACAAAAAUACAGUGUACGCAAAAACAAAACUAAAAACAAUUCCCAGCUGGAGCACUGUGUCUUCUGCCUUAACAACGGUGCCGAUAAGGAAGAAUACGAGAGUCACAGUUGUAAAGAUGAAUCGGGCAACGUGACAUGUCCCGUUUUGCAGAAAUUCGUAUGCUCACGUUGCCAUGCUACUGGGGCUAAUGCGCACACGGCCAAAUAUUGUCCGCUGAAACCGAUCAUCACACCGGAAGAUUGCUUGGUAAUGGAGCAAAAAUGGUUGCAAAAACGUCGCCGUAGACAUGCAGUUGCUGUAAAGACUAAUGAUAUGGAUGAACAGAGGAAACUCUCCGGUGAUACCAAAAGUCGAACAAGACUACGUUUUUAGUGAGAAUAAUUUACGCGAAGAUAUGCAGGACACACAUUAGUUAUAACUUCUUUAUGGAUGGCUUAAAGCUCUGUGAGUUUUAGUAUCUUAUUUUAAUUAAAACGUUUACAAAGAGUAAACUAUCAAGCAUAUAAGGGAAGAAUGAGAAUUUGGCCAUCGAUGCCAUCGAAAAGAAAUAGUAUUUAUUGAAGGAGAUACAUUAUGUGCAAAAUGAAUAUUUUUGCAAUCGAAUCAAGCACAGUAGGUAGAGCGAGAUAACGAUCAUUUAGAUAAAGAAAAGAUCAGAUUUAUUUGAUCGUACGAAUCGUAUCGAAAAGCAUCUUCGAAAAACCUGUUGUGCAGGCAUUAUCGGUGUUUUCAACAAGUCGAGUCGAUUGAACAAUUUUAAGGAAUUGUUAUUAUGGAAAGACUGAUACCUGCUAGUUCUUUUUGUUAGGAAAAGAGCUUUAUUUUCUUUCAUGUAUAAAUGUUUUAUCAGCUUUUAGUGAAACAACAAACCGUAAAUGAUUAUGUGCUUCAAAGGUGACAUUAAUAUACAUUUUACGACAAUAAUAUACAAUUCUACAUGAAGUGAGUACUUGCAUAGUAUAACUGAACUGCUAUGCGAAGAGAGACGGUCCUAUUCACUUUUAUAAAACACUUUAUGUCCUUUAUCUAUGAUUUACAUCACCUCAAAUAAAAAUAUGUAGCAUUUA